GUCUCAACGCUAUGUGCUCAGACACCCCGCUUCUUGCGGGACACUAAACCGCUCAUUGAGACCCAACAGGGAGCACAGAGGGUCGUGAUAUAUAUGCGUUUUUAAAUGUUUAGCUUUGUGUAUUGACUUUUUUUUUUUUUUUUUUUAAACGGGUUCCAUCCCUGCGGCGCGUAUAUGACGGGACGGCGCGCGGAGCUCGCGGCGAACUGACAGCAGCGCGCGCCUGACUGACUCAUGCUUUCCUAUUGCGAGCCGCUGUAAAGGCGCACUGCGAGGAAGACUUCUCCCCCUCUCCCUCCCUCCCUAGACUUGCGGACUUACUCCUAAGCCUCCUUGCAUGGAUGUAGGCUACUAUGGCUACGUUUGUGUGCAGGGUGCAGUUUCUAGACGACACCGAUCCGUUUAACAGCACCAAUUUCCCGGAGCCUACCCGUCCACCGCUGUUCACCUUCAGAGAGGACAUACCGCUCAUCAACCAGCUCGCCGGAGUGCACCGACUCCUGAAAGCGCCGCAGAAGCCCGACGACUGUGCUCUGCAGCUGUCUCAUAAUGGAAGCUACCUGGAUCUGGAUUCUACUCUAGCAGAGCAGAAAGAUGAGCUGGAGGGUUUCCAGGAGGAUGGAGGGAGAGGCAAAAAGCACAGUAUAAUCCUACGGACACAACUCUCAGUAAGGGUCCAUGCAUGCAUAGAGAAACUCUAUAACUCGGAAGGAAGAGAUCUGAGAAGAGCACUGUUCUCUCUCAAGCAGAUUUUUCAGGAUGAUAAGGACCUGGUGCACGAGUUUGUGGUGGCUGAAGGACUCAUCUGUCUUAUUAAAGUGGGAGCAGAGGCUGACCAAAAUUACCAGAACUACAUCCUCAGAGCUCUUGGGCAGAUCAUGCUUUAUGUGGAUGGGAUGAAUGGCCUGAUUGGACACAAUGAAACAGUCCAGUGGCUCUACACACUGGUUGGAUCAAAGUUCCGUCUGGUGGUUAAAACUGCUCUGAAGCUCCUGCUAGUGUUUGUGGAAUACACCGAAGCCAAUGCUGCACUACUCAUCCAAGCUGUCAACGCUGUGGACAAUAAACGAGGUUGUAAGCCGUGGUCUAAUGCCAUGGAAAUCUUGGAUGAGAAAGAUGGCGUGGACACUGAGUUGCUGGUUUAUGUCAUGACCCUCAUCAAUAAGACACUUGCAGGCCUUCCAGACCAGGAUUCGUUCUAUGACGUGGUGGACUUUCUGGAGGAACAAGGCAUCGAAAACAUUGCCCAGAGGCACCUUGGCAGAAAGGGCACUGACCUAGACCUGCUGGAACAGUUCAACAUAUAUGAGAUGACUCUUCGGCAUGAGGAUGGCGACGAUGAGUCAUCGCCACCUCCGGUGGGGCGCAAAGACAGACGUCGUGCGAGUGUAGGAGGCACACUCGAAAGACGGGGCCUGGAACGCAGACGCAGCCGAAGACAUUCUCUGCAGAAUGGCAAAGGCCAUGCGUCCGCACCCGCCUCCCCUUGUCACAGCCAUAACCCCAACUUCUCACCUUUUAAUGGCCAAAGGAUUGAGGAUGUCACUGAGAGAGAGGAGGUAGAGGAGGAGGAGCAAGAUGAGGAACCACAGAAAGCAGAAAUCUCUGCUGAGGGAUCUGCCAGCUGGAUGGCUCCAACUGUAGCGAAAGAGGAGGCUUCUAGCUUGUGUUUGCCCUUUAAAUGCAUGGUCAACCUCAUCCCCAGCACUGCUGAUUCAGAGGCACAAGAGAGCACCAGGGGCUGUUCUGGGACCAAGGUCAUCCGCAGAGCGCCAGUGGCCUCACCUCCUGUUAUUCCAGAUUGUGGCCCCUGCGGUCUGUCUUCUUGGGCCUCCGUAAGGUCUCUGGGAGCUGUGCCCUCCCGGGGUUCAUCCGUCACCUCAUCUGCCUCCACAUCCCCCAGUGAGGAGCAGCAAAUUUCCCUCCCCCUCCCUUCUCCCUCCCUUCUCUCCUCUUACCUGUCAGACUCGGACGAGGUGCCUUUGAGGACCCCACGAGGCCAGAGGUGCCAAGACACAGAAAAGCGCUCCAGUCUUUCAGAUAUUAGAUACUUACACACACCCUGUUCAACAUUUGCUCCCAGAGCCACUCCUAGUGUUGCCAGAACAAAUGGCUAUGCUGGAACAUAUCCUGGCCGAUCAUCAGGUGCAUCCAGUGUCUCUUCUACCCCUUUCAACCGAUUUGCCUCAACAGGAGGGUCACCUACAGACAGCAAACCUGACAGGCCGGCUCUGGGAGGUUUACUGGCAUCAUCGUACAGGCAGCACCAGGAGACUCUGGCUGCAGAGCGGGAACGGAGGCGUCUUGAGAGAGAAGAGAGACUGCACAGGAUUGAACGGGAGGAGAGAAGUCGUUUCAGUCGAGACUAUGUGCAAAGGAGAGAAGAGGCCAUACAUGCUCGUGAAGAAAGGUAUAAACAAGUGGAGCGUCUGGCAGCGGAGGAGUAUGAGAGGGAACAUGUGACAUCAGCGCCAAGAGGUCGCACAGAAAUCACACUUAAUCUGAGUCCACGCAGUUCUUGCAACUCACGCCCUUCAAUCCCGUCCUCCACUGAGUCUCAGGAGAAAAAACGUCCUCACACUCACACUGCACAAGAAGCUGAGCCAGAAGCAAGCCCUGUGGAAUCUCCCUCAGUGUCUCCCACUGUAUCUGGCCUACAGUGGUCCUCAGAGACAGAGGAGGAGCAAAUGCCUGUGGAUGAGAAGGACGUAAAGUUGUCUGUGCUACAUACGGAGCCAGAUGACUCGGACAAAACGGGGAAACGGACGUUAAGUAAAGAUGAGCAUGAAAGACAAAUAGAGGAGGUCAAGAAAGAUGAAGAUGAGGAAUUGAAGAAGAAGGAGAGGGAAAAGGUGUGCACGGAGGCAGAGGUAGCAGAUGAGGCAGGGACUGAAUUAGAGGUAGAAGAGGAAUGUGAAAAAGAGCAGAUAGUGGAAAGAGACACAGAGGAUAGCACAACCCUGAGUGAGAAAGAGAGGCAGAAUGAGGAAUUGAACGAGAAGGACAAUUGCUCAGCUUCCAGCAUCUCCUCAGCCAGCAGUACUCUGGAGAGAGAAGAGAGAGAGGAGAAGCUCAUAUGUGAUAAUGACUCAGGCCAGUGGACAGAAUGCAUUAAGUCGGCGGAUAUCAACGAACAGUGUGGCAAAGUCCUCAAUAACAAGCGCUUCAUGCUGGACAUGCUUUAUGCACAAAAUAAGAAGCCUGCUGAGGAUGAAGAGAAGGAGAAUGAGAAAGAGAGAGAAGGCCCAGGAGGCCCGGACUCAUCAGUAAACAGUCUUGCAACUCGCAUCUCAACUCUGGAGGCCCGGCAGCAGGCGUCCGAGGACAACGUAAAGAAAAUGGAGGUGCAGCACCUGGACAACCACGGCAACGUGCGGAUUGUGGCAGAGAAAUUCGGCGACUUGGUGAAGGGGCUGGUCUCUCCACAUGACGAGCUUGCCGGGAAGGAGAAGGCACCUUCACCUACGCCACCUAAAAAGGAGUCGGAUCACAUCUGGGACCAGCUGAUGGCCACGCCUCGAGAACUUCGCAUCAAAGAGAUGGACUUUACUGACCUUUUGGAGGAGGAUGACGUAGACAUUUUGGAUGUCGGAAAUAUGAUCAAUUCAGGUGACCACAUGACACCCCCCCCUCCACCUCCUUGUGUACCAAACCUCCCGCCCCCACCCCCCCUUUUCGGGUGCCCGCCCCCUCCACCGGUCCCAGGAGGGAUAUUACCUCCUCCACCACCUUCUAUAACGUCAGUGUCUCCCUCGCAUAUCGGUUCUCCGCAACAUAGUCGAGGAGAGCCACCACUCUUUCAGAAGAAGAAGAAGACCAUCAGACUGUUCUGGAACGAGGUGAGACCCACAGACUGGCAAUACGGCAGUGACAAACGCUGCAAGGAGUCACUGUGGUCCAAACUGGACCCGGUAAAGUUGGACACAGCCAAGUUAGAGCUCCUCUUUGAGACCAAGUCCAAAGAACUUCCUGUGACAAAGAAAACAGCAGCGGAUGGGAAACGGCAGGAGAUUAUUGUACUGGACUCCAAAAGAAGCAACGCCAUCAACAUUGGCCUGACUGUUCUCCCACCACCACGCACCAUCAAAACAGCCAUCCUCAACUUCGACGAGUAUGCUCUGAACAAAGAGGGUAUAGAGAAAAUCCUAACAAUGAUUCCCACAGAAGAGGAGAAACAAAAGAUACAGGAAGCACAGCUGGCGAACCCUGAUAUUCCUCUGGGCAGUGCUGAACAGUUCCUCCUCACACUCUCUUCCAUCAGUGAGCUGUCUGCUCGCCUGCAUCUUUGGGCUUUUAAGAUGGACUACGAAGUGCUAGAGAAGGAAGUGGCAGAGCCCUUACAGGACCUGAAGGAGGGCAUGAGUCAGCUGGAGAAGAACAAGACACUGCGCCUCAUUCUGUCCACGCUACUCGCUAUCGGCAAUUUCCUUAAUGGAUCAAAUGCUAAAGGCUUUGAGCUAAGUUACCUUGAGAAGGUUCCAGAAGUGAAAGACACUGUGCAUAAGCAGUCUCUGCUUCACCACGUCUGCUCCAUCGUAGUCGAGAAGUUUGCCGAAAGUUCCGACCUGUACUCUGAGAUCGGCGAGAUAACACGCUCUGCUAAGGUGGACUUCGACCAGCUGCAGGACAACCUGGCCCAGAUGGAGCGGCGAUGCAAGGCUUCCUGGGACCACCUGAAGGUCAUUGCCAAGCAUGAGAUGAAACCGGCACUAAAGCAGCGUAUGUCUGACUUCCUGAAAGACUGCGCUGAGAGGAUCAUCAUCCUCACCAUCGUCCACAGGCGCAUCAUCAAUCGGUUCCAUGCCUUUCUGCUGUUCCUGGGCCACCCAGCAUACGCAGUAAAGGAAGUCAGCAUCCACCGCUUUUGUAAGAUCCUAAGCGAGUUUGCUCUGGAGUAUCGCACCACCAGGGAGAGGGUGCUGCAGCAGAAGCAGAAGAGAGCUAACCACCGGGAGAGGAACAAGACCCGGGGCAAAAUGAUCACUGACAGUGAGGAAGAAGAAGAUGAGAGUGGUAAGUUUGCAGGCGCUUCAGCAGAAGGACAGGACACUCCAGGUCAGGGACUCGACUAUGCUGAGAAGGCAGCAGAGCACGAACAGAUGACCGCAGUACUACGGAACAGCCUGCAGCUCGGAGACACCACCCCAUCAGUCCUGCCUGGGCUGCGCACCCGCACCAGAGCUGGCCGAGGACGCAUGGGACUGUGGUCUUCUGCCAAUGAAGACACGUCUAAUUGCAUGGAAGACACAGCAGAUGAGAUCAUGGAGCGCAUAGUAAAAUCUGCAACUCAGGGCCCCAGUCAGCGUAGUCAGCCUCGCGAGAGGAGACGCUCAAGAGCUAACCGCAAGUCCUUAAGAAGAACACUGAAGAACGGGCUCACCCCAGAGGAGGCACAGGCACUGGGAUUAGCCAGCGGCUCUGAGAUGCAAGUGUGACGCAGAAUAGAUUCAAGCAGCUCAGGGUCUAAAGACACACACAGACACACUCGAUACAACUGAUCCUGGACACUGCAACCUAAGCAUGCUGAUUGAAAGACAUAUUUCUUGACACCUACCACUUUUACUGCAUUUUUAAAAGACAAGCACAGUAUUAGCCACCGUUCAACUUUCAAUUCUAUUACACAAACCUCUAAUAUUUACACACACUCACACACUCUUGUAGCCCUGUUAGUAAAGAACCAAGUUCUCUUUAGAGACAAAGGUACAGUACUAGUGUUUCUUACCACUGUGGCCUUGAGUGUGAACCCGAAGAUUAGUGCUUUUAACAAGGCUGAUCUCUUGCACUCUGGUUAUCAAAUAUUAGCUGUUUGGUGAAAUCUUGCCUGCUUCGGUUAGUAGCACACUCAGCAUUCAUGUCCAGUGGAAACUGCAGAGCACAGAUUUCUAGAAAUCGCUGACAUAGAUGUCGUAAGGGGUGAUUUUCUCUGCACUGCUGUGGUAUGAGGUUUUUUUUUUUUUUUUUUGCACGUUUCUUUUUUUCAAUAUUUUUUUAAUACGGAUUUUAGAUUGAGCCUGAGAUGAAAUACGAUCAGCAAUAUGCAACAACACGUCUGACCUACAGCACCUUCUGCCAUUUGUACUGUAGUCCAUCUGCUAAAAGUGGUCAAGGAGAGUCCAUUUCCAGACAAAACUCAACCUUAGUCUUAGCCCAAGAAGAACCUCAAUGCUGCCUUGAUGUUCACUGUUAUAAAUUCACUUUUAAAUCAUUAUUGAGAUGCAUGACAACUAUACUCGUGGCAUUCGGUAAUGACGUGUGUCUUUGGAAACAGAGGGAUGUGGUCUCUUCAGCACAGCAGCACUAUGGUUUUUUUUGUUUGUUUUUUUUUUUUUCGAAGGAGCAUGUAAUGUGAUUCGCUUACAGAAAAAAAUCACCAAAUGUCCAUUCUCCAGCGUGAAGCCCAAAAUGUUAUUCUGACAAUCCACACAGCCGUACUACACGACCCGGUAGUACAUCCCAGCACCUUAUUACAUUGUACCAUGUCAUUUUAAAGCAAUGUCAAGUAUUAACAAGAAGAAGUAUCUGUUUUUUGUUUUGCUUUGUUUUUUUUUUUUUUUUUUUGUCUGAUGUCUUCUUCUCAGAUAACCGAGUACUGUAAAAUGAAAAUGAACUAGAAAUCUAAUGUAGAAUCUAAAUGGUCCCUAAGAAGACAAAUGCUGUAUAAUUGUGUAAAUCUUUUGUUUUUAUUUUUGCAUCUGUUGCAUUUGUAUUUGUAUAGAAUAGUGUAUUAUAGGUCAGAAGCAGUGUUAUUCUGUGUUAAUUAUAAUUUAAGAAAAGUAAGCAAGCCAUUGUUAAAAACUACAGGAAAGCAAGAGAGUUGAGUCAAAGGGAGCGUCUGUGAUGUCAGUUUGAUGCUCAGCGAUGUUUGCUUUUGUAAUUUGUAUUUUUUUUUCUUUCCUUCCUUUUUGCACAAACUUGAAAUUUGUUUGGUCUUUGUAAAUCCCACUCACUCACCCACCCAACCUCAACUCCUGCUCAAAAGUCUUUCCAGUUCAUUGCACUUCGGUACAAUCAAAUUGAGUUAUGUCCAAUCUUUUUUGCUGCAAGUGCCAUAAAAAGUGGGUAUUGAAUAAGGGUACCAAGAAUGUGAAUUUACCUUGUUAAUACUCACAGCGAAAAAGUAUAUACUGUAUACAAAUCUUGCAAUAAAUAGCUUUUAUGAAGCAUCCAGAGAAAUGCUGGUGUUGAGUGUUUUUUAUGCAGAUCAUGCAACGAAAGAUUACAGCAGCUAAUGAACACCCAUAAUUCAGUAUCUCAGAAAUUAAAAAGUUAUUACUU
Messenger RNA from Clarias gariepinus (North African catfish), 7275 nucleotides. RefSeq names its product formin homology 2 domain containing 3b (gene fhod3b). Gene Ontology annotation, cellular component: cytoskeleton; cytoplasm. The transcript has 29 exons. NCBI's taxonomy places the organism in Eukaryota, Metazoa, Chordata, Actinopteri, Siluriformes, Clariidae. Bases 354 to 5435 code for a protein of 1693 amino acids. Gene Ontology annotation, molecular function: actin filament binding. The record is from RefSeq and is a predicted model, not a curated record. Gene Ontology annotation, biological process: cortical actin cytoskeleton organization; sarcomere organization; actin filament network formation.